AGCCCCAAGCAAAACAAAGCCCGAGGCCAGCCGGGCGGUCGCGGCGGCGGCGGCUGCGGCGGGAUGAGUCGCCGGCUGCCCGGGCUGAGGAGAAAGCGCGCAGCGGUGACGUCGUCAGCAACCUGAGAGGCGCGCGGCGCUCUCUAUGCCCCCCCUCCCGCCGCGUCCCCCGCCCAGCUUCGCCCGCCGGCCGUUGGGGGCGUGAGGGAAGCCCCGCCCCCCGGCCCGCCCCCACAGGUGUUAACAGUUUCUUUGGUAGCGUCCGUGUGGGAAAAGGCCACACAACCUCCACAACAACGACGGCUUUUGCCUGCCUUUUCCAGUGUUUCUUUUGUCAGCAAGUUCAGCAAAAUUGUUUCUCCGGUGCCAGCCGUGAUCAGACCGAGGAGCCAGCGACGGAAAUGGUCAAAAUGACAAAAUCCAAAACGUUCCAGGCCUACCUGCCAAAUUGUCACCGCACCUACAGUUGCAUCCACUGCAGAGCCCACCUGGCCAAUCACGACGAGCUCAUUUCCAAGUCUUUUCAGGGAAGCCAGGGACGAGCCUACCUCUUUAACUCUGUGGUGAAUGUGGGCUGACCUGCGGAAGAGCGCGUUCUUCUGACGGGCUUGCACGCCGUAGCAGAUAUUUAUUGUGAAAAACUGCAAAACGACCCUCGAUGGAAAUACGAACACGCCUUUGAGAGCAGUCAGAAAUACAAAGAAGAAUUCAUCAUCGAACUCGCUCACAUGAUCAAAGACAAUGGCUGGGAAUGAACUGCGAUACGAUUCCUUGUUUCUGGACAACGCAUCUAGGGAGCAGGCUUUAUUUUACAUAUUUAAAAAAAUGACUCAUGGGGAAGACAAGAGAGAGAGAAAAAAAUGGUGGACGGACGGUUGAGAAAACCUCAACCGCCCAGUGAUGUGAUGCCAUGGUCCUUCCCUUCUUUCCAGAACAUCUCUCCCGUUUUGUUUCUUCCACCCCCCUUCUCCCCUCCUCCCUGUGUAAAUCCCCUCUUUUUCUAUCUCUAUUCCUGUGCAAAACACCUUAUUUUGGACCGAACCUUUUUCUAUACGCUCGAGGAAGAAGAAUUCCAUCAUUCCAAGUCACCUGUGCUAAGGUAGCCUCUCUCUCUCUCUCUCUUUCGACCCAACACCUUCAGUUGCUCCUUUGUGACGUGCAUUUUCUCUGCUCCAGGGUUUUAAAGGCAGCCCCGAUGGACAGUCCCGAGAAUGUAUAGGAUGAAGUACAUCUUUUAUUUUAUGCCCACCCCUCCCCUUAUAAUUAGCCAUUUCUGUGGUCUCUUUGCGGUGAGAAAGAUUGCAGUAUUGUACUACUCAUUAUUACUAUUUUUAAAGCGUACCGCAGCCCGUUAAGAUGUUCUUUUGGCUAGGUUUGCGAGAGGCUCAGUUUAGCCCUCCUGGCUGAAUCUGUGGUUUAUUUUUCAUUUUAUUUAAAGAGAGAAACUGUCAGAAAAGAGAUUGAGUAAUAAUUUACAAGGCUAACUUCAAACUGUAGAUCCAAAUCAGAUACAUUCUGAAGAGAAGCUUAAAAGCUUUGGCCUGUGAAAAGAAAAAGGAAGAAAGGAAAAAAAAAAGGAAUGUAUAGCAGGGUCUUUUAGAUCAAAGGGCUGGAAAAAUACCCAGCUCUUUAUUUUUAAUACGUCGGUUUAAAAUGUUUUUUGGUACUGUACCUUGGGAAUGGGAAAAAAAGGGGGUAAUGGAGAUUAUUCUUAUGGCUGGUUCCAUGUAGUUUUACCGAAUUGUAAUGCACUGGAUGCGAGGCGGCUCGUUCAUCAAAGUCCCCGGCUUUGGCAGUAACCGAAGCACACCCAACGUGUGCCUGUGUGUGCGAGAGCGUGUGCCUGAGUGUGUGCGAAGAGGUGUCCGCUGAUCCCUCUGGAGUAGGUUGCUUAGAAAGUUUCGCAAGCGAAAAAAAAAAAAGUGACAACUUGGCAUUACAAAAGAAAAAAAAGAAAUGAAAGAAAGUGUGCCUGAAGUUUUGUUUCUUUUUCAUUUUUAAAAAAAGGGGGUGCGUGAUUUGCUGGCUGAAUCGUCCCUAAGCACAAUUUUUAUAAUAAAACUUGUUAAUGUAAAAAAGAAACAUCAUCUGGGAAUUUUUAACCACCUCCCCCACUCCAUAGUCAGUGGGGGGUGUCAGAGGGCCACCAUUCGUGGGUAAAAGUGCGUAAUUUUCUUUCUCCUUCCAAAAUAAUUCCAAGGAAAAAACGGGUGGGGGAACUGUAUAGGACAACAUUUUACCUGAAUCAUACCGAACUGCUGCCAGCAUGAAGCAACAAUAACUAUUAAUAAUAAUAACAAUAAUAUAGGAAGCUUUUACAAUGGGAAUGCUAACGUACUUACCUGUUGCAUUGCAACGCCAGCUUUUUUGCCUGCCCCGAAUGGCUGCUAAUGAGCUCAUCUAACUGACAUUCAGAUCUCUCGAAUUGCACUUUAGCUUUAUCCUUCCUUAUCAAAAUAGCAACUGUCUUCGCCUGAACGUCGAAUGCUUCCCCCCCCCCCCUCUGUACCCUGACUCCCUCCCGAUUUCAUUCCUCCGUAAAACCCUUUGGGAAGAAGAACGAUUUUACACUGUGAUGCAAAAAAGAAAAAAAGUAAAAAAAAAAAAAAAAA
Molecule: messenger RNA, 2612 nt
Organism: Thamnophis elegans (Western terrestrial garter snake)
Lineage: Eukaryota; Metazoa; Chordata; Lepidosauria; Squamata; Natricidae
Gene: YPEL1
Product: yippee like 1
Source: RefSeq, a predicted model, not a curated record